AUGCCCUCUGGUCGGAGACAUAGCUACGGCGGCGGAUCAUCUCCCGGAACCGCAUCUUCUUACAGUACUAGUACACCCAAGUAUCGUUUCUCACCUGCCGCCACCACCGACAAAUCAAACUCCUUCGUUCGGUGGAUCUCCGGUAUCUUCAUCAGCUGCUUCACUCCUCCCGACGCCGUCUCCUCCAAGGCUUUCGACGAUUCAGAACAUAGUGUCCGUAGUAGACGGAGCUCAACAGGAAGUGUGCAGAGACAUUAUGGGAAUAACAAUGCAAAGGAAACAGAGAAUCAAAAUCAAAGAUUCACAUUCGAUGAGAUCAACGAGGCCACCAAGAACUUCUCGCCAUCAUUCAGGAUCGGACAAGGAGGUUUCGGGACUGUUUACAAGGCCAAACUUAGAGAUGGCUCUACCGUUGCUAUCAAACGUGCCAAAAAGAGUUUACACGACGAGCGUCAAGGUGCAGAGUUUAUGAGCGAGAUUCAGACAUUGUCUCAAGUCACACAUUUGAGUUUGGUCAGAUAUUAUGGCUAUUUGGUUCACAAUGACGAGAAGCUUCUCAUUGUCGAGUAUGUACCCAAUGGAACUCUCAGAGAUCACUUGGACUGUAAGGAAGGGAAGAUUCUCGACAUGGCUACUCGGCUAGAUAUCGCCACCGAUAUAGCUCAUGCCAUAACCUAUCUUCACAUGUAUACACAGCCACCUCUCAUCCACAGAGACAUCAAAUCUUCAAACAUUCUCUUAACUGAGAAUUUCAGAGCCAAGGUUGCAGAUUUCGGUUUUGCAAGAUUGGCUCCAGAUUCAGAGUCUGGAGCCACACAUGUCUCCACACAAGUCAAAGGAACCGCGGGUUACUUAGACCCUGAGUACUUGACAACGUAUCAACUCACUGACAAAAGCGACGUUUACUCCUUCGGUGUCUUGCUCGUCGAGCUUCUCACUGGUCGCCGUCCCAUUGAGCUCCACAGGGAACAAAAAGAGCGCAUCACCAUCAGAUGGGGGAUCAAGAAGUUCACAAGUGGAGAUACGAUAUCGGUAUUGGACCCCAAGCUCCAAAGAAGUCCAGCGAACAACUUAGCACUAGAGAAGGUGUUGGAGAUGGCGUUUCAGUGUCUAGCUCCUACUAGAGGUUCGAGACCAACCAUGAAAAAAUGCAGUGAGAUUCUUUGGGGAAUCCGUAAAGAUUACAGAGAGCUGCUCCACACAAGUCUUUGA
Molecule: messenger RNA, 1212 nt
Organism: Microthlaspi erraticum
Lineage: Eukaryota; Viridiplantae; Streptophyta; Magnoliopsida; Brassicales; Brassicaceae
Source: the annotation of a GenBank genome assembly